Molecule: messenger RNA, 1847 nt
Organism: Zerene cesonia (dogface butterfly)
Lineage: Eukaryota; Metazoa; Arthropoda; Insecta; Lepidoptera; Pieridae
Gene: CSP9
Exons: 5
Coding region: 172-996 (274 amino acids)
Source: RefSeq, a predicted model, not a curated record
CUUGUCGCAGCGACGCGGUCACACCGCUUUAAUCUAUCAAAUGUGCUGCACGCGCACCACAACGAUACUAUUUCUUGGCGCGAGCGCUCGAAUGUUGCGAACAGCAAUUGCGCGGGAAACCGCGAAUUCGAUUUUUAAACUUUAGUAAUAAACUUUUUUUUUUUUUUCAAAAUGAGAUUUUUAAUAGUUUUGUGCUUAUGUGCCAGUGCGUGGGACGCAGUGUCGGGACAAGAUAUAGAGGCUAUGAAAAAUAUGCCGAAAUAUGACGAGCGUUAUGAUUAUUUAGACGUAGAUGCAAUUUUUAAUAAUAAGAGACUAGUGAGAAAUUAUGUGGACUGUUUAAUUAAUGGACUAAGAUGUACGCCAGAAGGAAAAGCACUCAGAAGGCUACUUCCAGAAGCGUUAAGAACGAAAUGCGUUCGUUGCUCAGAGAGGCAGAAGAGAACAGCAGUGAAGAUUAUCAAACGGCUCAAGAGUGACUUCCCCGACGAGUGGGCCAAGCUGUCCUCCCGGUGGGACCCCACGGGAGAUUUCACGAGAUACUUCGAAGUAUAUCUCGCGAACGAGCAGUUUAACGCUAUCCCAUACAAUGGCAAGGACACUCCCACGCCAGCACCCCCGCCGCCUCCGACGCAAGCACCUGUACCAGUGACGUCACAAGUGCCGUAUACCAACCCCACACCUCCGAGACCUCUCAUACUUAAUAGGUUCGGAGACGACGGUGAGCUGAUGGUGGGCAGUCCUUCCUCCGGUGUCACUCAACAACCAACUACCACGAGCACAAUGCCACCACCCACACGUCCUGCUAUACCUCCUAGGCCAACACCAGCAUCCUGGGCGAACAGACAGGAUGUCAUGACUCGUUUCCCGAUGAGAACCGAACCAACGUACACCACUGCUAUUACUCUUAUCGACCAGAUUGGCAUCAAAAUCAUCAGAACCACAGAACUCGUCACUGAUAUAUUAAAAAAUACAGUUCGUGCUGUGGUUGGAUGAUUUACAAGGCAUAAGCAGACAAGAACAUUACUUUGGACUUCGUAAUAUUGGGCUAAGAUUGGGCUUCAGGCGACUUUGUAAGCUGUUUCUUUAGGAUAUGUACGUUAUCACAUGCAUCCAACUGCUUAGUAAAUGUAGGAAGAGAAUACUGGGCAGCGUGGAAGUAAUAUCUGUAUCUAUCGGAAGUAAUAUCAUAAUCUAAAUCGUAUGUGAUUCAUUGAUACCAAUGCAAUUAAUCAUAAUUUCAUACGAUUGAUUUAAAAUCUAUUCUUUCAUAUUAUAAAUUUUGCAGUAGGUACUCGGACAUACAAAUUCAUAUCGACCUAUUGAAUUAUAAAUACUUAUAUAUCUAUUACUAUCUGUUUAUAUACCAUAUUAAAUUAAAAGCACAAAAAAAAUAAGAUUCAUGGCUGGAUUUGUUACACUUUAAAUUUUUCUUCUUGUGGGGGUCUAAUCUUUCCCCAAUACAGUCUAGUUAAAACUUGUUUAAGGCCUUAAGUUUAUAGAUAAUUAAGGCUAAAACUGAUUCAUGUACAUAGAUUUCAGCACUAAAUGAAAUACAUCGCUUCGAAAAGCUUUUAAAUAAGGACAAUAAUUGAAAUGACAAUCUUAAUUUAUUUUUUAUGUUUUGUUAUACGAACGUAGAUAGUUCGUUGUCAUGAGAUUUUAGGUCUUUUAUUUUAUAGUCAGUUAAGUUAUUUUUAUCAAUACAUAUAACCACAAAACAGUGGGUAACUUGUUUCUAAAUACAUACCCAUGUAAAAAUAGACUAUCAAAAUAUAUAUCAGAAAUAACAUUAUGUAUCAAUAUGUAUUUCAAGAUAUGGCAGUAGUUCAUUUAAAUUAGAUUAA